UUGAAUUAUCGGAAUGAAGUAAAAGGGAAAAAUAACUUUUGAAUUCCAAGGUUUGGGUCAAGUUUGGUGCCUUAAGAUUAGUGUUAAAGUCGUCCACGAGCUAGACUUUCUUGCUUAUCUGGGCACUACUUGAAGCAAACCAGAAAGUUAAGCCUCUUGCACAUAAGUAAGUCGAACGGAAUUGGAUCAAGAACAUCACAUAUCCGGUCGCUUAGCAAGAAAAGGAAUGGCUUCCCAAGAAUCUGAGCUUCACUUCGUCUUGUUUCCAUUGAUGUCCCCAGGCCACAUGAUCCCCAUGAUUGACGUAGCCAGAAUUUUGGCUCACCAUAACGUCAUUGUUACAGUGGUCACAACGCCACAUAACGCAGCUCGUUUCUCAGCAACUUUUGCUCGUUUCUCAGAGUCGGGGCUUCCAAUACGAUUAGUCCGGAUUCAAUUUCCAUAUGAAGAAGCUGGAAUGCCUGAUGGGUGUGAGAAUUUUGACAUGCUACCUUCGCUGGGCAUGGGCUUGAGCUUCUACAAGUCGCUAACCAUUCUGCAGAAACCUGCAGAAGAAUUGUUCCGACAGUUAACGCCUCAACCAAACUGCAUAAUCUCUGACGUGGGUUUGCCAUAUACAGCCCACAUAGCCAGCAAAUUCAAUAUUCCUCGGAUCUCUUUUUAUGGAGUAAGCUGCUUCUGUCUCCUAUGUUGCCUAAAUGCCAGCAUUAACAAUGUUUACGACAACAUCAAGGAAGACUCAGAAUACUUCGUUAUACCUGGCUUGCCUGAUAAAAUUGAGAUCACCAAAGCCCAGUUGCCAGGACCACAGGAAAGCUGGAAGGAAUUUAUUGGCAAAAUGGCUGAAGCGGAAAUGGCGGUUUAUGGGGUAAUCAUGAAUUCUUUUGAAGAAUUGGAGCCAGCCUAUGCAGCAGAAUACAAGAAGGCAAGAAAAGAUAAACUGUGGUGUAUCGGCCCUGUUUCACUCAGCAACCAGGACGACUUAGAUAAGGCUCGCAGAGGUAACAAGGCUUCAAUUGACGAGCACAAAUGCUUGGAGUGGCUUGAUUCGCAGAAACCAAGGGCUGUUAUAUAUGUGUGCCUGGGCAGCAUGUGCAAUCUAACUCCUCUGCAGUUACAAGAGCUUGGCUUGGCUUUGGAAGCAUCAAACAGGCCAUUCAUUUGGGUUAUGAGGGAAGGAAAUCACUCAGAAGAACUGUACAAUUGGAUUAAAGAAGAUAAGUUUGAGGAAAGGACCAGAGGAAGGAGCCUUUUAAUCCGAGGCUGGGCCCCUCAGGUACUUAUAUUGUCACACGCAGCAAUUGGAGGGUUCAUAACACACUGCGGUUGGAACUCAACUUUAGAAGCAAUAUGUGCAGGUGUGCCAAUGCUAACUUGGCCAUUAUUCGGGGAUCAAUUUUUAAAUGAGAAGUACGUCGAGCAAAUAUUAGGAAUUGGAGUGAGCGUUGGGGUGGAGAGCCCCAUGAGCUGGGGCGAGGAAGAGAAAAUAGGGGUGUUGGUGAAGAAACAAGACAUUCUGACGGCAAUACACAGGUUGAUGGAUGAGACAGACGAAAGUGAAGAGCGAAGAAAUAAGGCUAUGAGGCUCGCACAGAUGGCUAAGAGAGCUGUACAACAAGAUGGGUCUUCUGACCUGAACGUGAGCCUGCUCAUCCAAGAUAUCAGGCAACAAACCAAACAUGACUAGUGCCCUUUCGCAACUAGCUAUAAAAUAUAUCGACCAUUUAUUUCACAGUAUGUGGGUGGGUAUCAUAUAUAUUUUAGCACUUUGCUCGUUUUACUUGAUAUGCCAAGUAUAUAAUUACUCGGUAAGCGUGUGACAAAGCAAUACUUUGCUCAUUUUAAGCUUGUGUCGUUAAAUUGGAUCUCAUGUUUCAUAAUUUCCAGCAGUUGAAUGCAACAUGAUACUCUAUGAUGUUCUGAUCUUUGCUUUCCUUAGAUGCAAGUGAUUGGUCCCCA
Molecule: messenger RNA, 1959 nt
Organism: Neltuma alba
Lineage: Eukaryota; Viridiplantae; Streptophyta; Magnoliopsida; Fabales; Fabaceae
Product: UDP-glycosyltransferase 73C6-like
Exons: 1
Coding region: 227-1687 (486 amino acids)
Molecular function (GO): UDP-glucosyltransferase activity
Source: RefSeq, a predicted model, not a curated record